GGAACGGGGUGGGGGAUGGGCAGCGAUCAGCCCAGCGCCGCCUUCCCGCAGCUCGCGGUCCUCCCCGCGCGGAUCUGGCCUGAGGUCAGGGGCGGGGUCCGCCCGACGCCCUGCCCCGCGGGCGGGCUCAGGCCUUGGCCCCCAAACCGCUGCCGCGGGGCCAAUCCGGCCCUUGGGGCGCACCGGGAGGCCUUUCCGGGCCCGCGGCUUCCUCCAGCCCGCCCCGCCCCCCAGACUCCCGGGGCCGCCCCCGACCCCAGUCGGCCGGCCUCGCGCGGUGGCAGCGCUCCGCUGCGUCCCUGCUCCCGGGAGGCGGCGCGGCGCGGCGCGGCAGGAGCAGCCUUCCACCACGGAGAGCCCAGCCGUCAACGGCCUCACAGGAGGAUGCUGUGUCCAGGCAGCAUGGGUGUGGGUAUGGGUGUGCGUGUGGCCAUCGCCCUGGGAGCACUGUGGUUCUGCCUCACAGGUGCCCUGGAGGUCCAGGUCCCCGAAACCCCAGUCGUGGCCCUGGUGGGCACCGAUGCCACCUUGCACUGCUCCUUCUCGCCCGAGCCCGACUUCAGCCUGGCACAGCUCAACCUCAUCUGGCAGCUGACAGACACCAAACAGCUGGUGCACAGCUUUGCCGAGGGCCGGGACCAGGGCAGCGCCUAUGCCAACCGCACAGCGCUCUUCACCAACCUGCUGGCACAGGGCAACGCGUCCCUGAGGCUGCAACACGUGCGCGUGGCUGAUGAGGGCAGCUUCACCUGCUUUGUGAGCAUCCGGGACUUUGGCAGCGCCGCAGUCAGCCUGCAGGUAGCAGCCCCGUACUCGAAGCCCAGCAUGACCCUGGAGCCCAGCAAGGACCUGCGGCCGGGGGACACAGUGACCAUCACUUGUUCCAGCCACCGGGGCUACCCUGAGGCCGAGGUGUCCUGGCAGGACGGGCAGGGAGCUCCCUUGACGGGCAACGUGACCACGUCGCAAAUGGCCAACGAGCAGGGCUUGUUUGACGUGCGCAGUGUCUUGAGGGUGGUGCUGGGAGCUAAUGGCACGUACAGCUGCCUGGUGCGCAACCCCGUGCUGCAGCAGGACGCUCACGGCUCGGUCACCGUCUCAUCCCAUAGAAGCCCCACAGGAGCUGUGGAGGUCCAGGUCCCCGAAGACCCGGUGGUGGCUCUGGUGGGCACCGACGCCACCUUGCGCUGCUCCUUCUCGCCCGAGCCCGACUUCAGCCUGGCACAGCUCAACCUCAUCUGGCAGCUGACAGACACCAAACAGCUGGUGCACAGCUUUGCCGAGGGCCGGGACCAGGGCAGCGCCUAUGCCAACCGCACAGCGCUCUUCACCGACCUGCUGGCACAGGGCAACGCGUCCCUGAGGCUGCAGCGCGUGCGCGUGGCUGAUGAGGGCAGCUUCACCUGCUUUGUGAGCAUCCGGGACUUUGGCAGCGCCGCAGUCAGCCUGCAGGUAGCAGCCCCGUACUCGAAGCCCAGCAUGACCCUGGAGCCCAGCAAGGACCUGCGGCCGGGGGACACAGUGACCAUCACUUGUUCCAGCCACCGGGGCUACCCUGAGGCCGAGGUGUCCUGGCAGGACGGGCAGGGAGCUCCCUUGACGGGCAACGUGACCACGUCGCAGAUGGCCAACGAGCAGGGCUUGUUUGACGUGCGCAGUGUCUUGAGGGUGGUGCUGGGAGCUAAUGGCACGUACAGCUGCCUGGUGCGCAACCCCGUGCUGCAGCAGGACGCUCACGGCUCGGUCACCAUCACAGGGCAGCCCAUGACAUUCCCCCCUGAGGCCCUGUGGGUGACUGUGGGGCUCUCCGUCUGUCUUGUUGCACUGCUGGUGGCCCUGGCCUUCGUGUGCUGGAGAAAGAUCAAGCAGAGCUGUGAGGAGGAGAAUGCAGGAGCUGACGACCAGGAUGGGGAUGGAGAAGGAUCCAAAACAGCCCUGCGGCCUCUGAAACACUCUGAAAGCAAAGAAGAUGAUGGACAAGAAAUAGCCUGACCAUGAGGACCAGAGAGCUGCUGCCCCUGCCCUGGGCUCCCCAUCUGGCUGCACUGGGGCCCCAGGGUGAGCCCUGGGCUGGGCCUUCCCUGCCCCCAACAAAUGGCUCCCACUCUGGUGGGCCAAUUCAUUUUCCAAAGGACAUGAUACAGAGACUGCCCUGCAGCCUUAUUUCUCCAGUGGAUAUGAUUUCAAGUCAUUCUGCGGCCUUAUUUCUCCAGUGACACAAGACAUAAAUCAACCUGCUGUCUUAUUUCUUAUGGACACAAUACACAGACCACCCCACCGCCUUAUUUCUCCAGUGGAUAUGGACUCUAUGGACCAUCUGGCUGCCUUUUUUCUCCAGGGACACAAUAUUCAGGCUGACCCUCUGCCUUAUUUCUCCAAAGACAUGAUACACAGUCACCCUUUGCCCUGUUUCUUCGAUGGACCUGAUACACCAGUUACCGUUUCUCCGCCACUUCUCCCACCUGUCUGUAAUCCCGUUUCUUCAGACAGGGACACUGUAGCCUCGGCAUCUCACUGAAUCUAGAAGCAUCUCCCCCCGCCUCCCCCUGUUCUGGCCCCAGCGUCGGCCUUUUCCCUCUCCAACUAAGUGAAGAUAGAGCCCCUCCCCCAGGCACGCAGAGACACAUGGGAGCAUGUGCUGGAACACGUGCUGGAAUGUGUACACACCUCCCCUGGCCCAGUCUCUUCCCUGGUGCACUGGGCUGUGCCCUGUGAGGACCCCCUGCCCCCCAUCCUCCCCCCAUGGGAAGCAUGUGCCGGUCACACUGGGUCUCUGGGCAUGUGUGUGGGCCUGCGGGAGUCAGCUUCUCUCCCUCUGCCUCUCCUUCCGUUCCUUUUGUUUAUCUGUUCCCCUAAUGUUCACUGAGCAUCCCUGGGGUGUCAGCACUGUCUCAGGCGCUGGAGACCCAGUGUGAGAAGAUCGCCCGUCCCUCCAUGAGCUCGCCCUUCAGCAGUGGAAAUAUUGAGGAAACACAAAUGUCCGCCACGGCCUGUGGUUCGUGGAGGGGCAUCUGCCUUGCUCCUUACUGUACCCCUCUUCUGUGCCCACAGCUCCCUGGAUAGCUCACCCCCAUCCCAUCUCUAAUCCUUGCCCAGAGUGGGGGUCGGGGGCAGAAACCCGGAGUAGGGAUGGGGCCUCUCACCACAGUUGGAGAAUCUGAUGGUUUCCAAAGUGUCUUUCUAGGUGUCAGCAGGUGGCCAGAUGUCCAAGGCCCUCCAGACCCUGAAGAGCACAGCAGAGGUGCAGCAGGGCCUCAGGGACACCUCGUGCCCCUACUGUGGUGCUAUUCUGGGGCCAGGGCAGAUGCCUCCUGGCCUGUCUCUUGCCAGCCCCCUGCCUCUGGUAAACUUCUGAUAUUCUAAUCUCCACCCACUGACAUCUCUUCCCCAGGAAUGAAAGCGGUGGAGAUUUUUAAUUUAAAUGUGGUACUUCAAAAAAUUUUGUUAACUGGGAGCAUAUUUUGGGAAAAAUAAAUGGCUUUGUAGAAA
Messenger RNA from Manis pentadactyla (Chinese pangolin), 3489 nucleotides. It is a transcript of the gene CD276, whose product is annotated as CD276 molecule. The transcript is spliced from 10 exons. The record is from RefSeq and is a predicted model, not a curated record. NCBI's taxonomy places the organism in Eukaryota, Metazoa, Chordata, Mammalia, Pholidota, Manidae. The coding region runs from base 16 to 1992 and encodes 658 amino acids.